AUGGACGAGAGUGAAAGGUUUGAAGAGAAGUCCUUUUCAAAUGGGGACGUCUACAUUGGUAAAAUCAAGGGCAUACUUCCCCAUGGAAAAGGAAAGUACAUGUGGUCAGAUGGAACAGUUUAUGAAGGUGAUUGGGUAGAUGGAAAAAUGAUGGGGAAAGGACUAAUUACAUGGCCAAGAGGAGCAAAGUAUGAGGGUGAAUUCUCUGGGGGUUACCUUCAUGGUCAUGGCACCUUUACUCAUUCCACCGGGUGCAUUUAUACAGGUGGCUGGAGGAUGGAUGCUUAUCAUGGGAUUGGACGGAAGAAGUAUUCCAAUUCAGAUAUAUAUGAUGGUUUAUGGAAAGAAGGAAUUCGUGAAGGCUGUGGUAGGUAUUCGUGGGAAAAUGGAAAUAUAUAUAUUGGGAAUUGGAAAAGUGGGCAAAUAAAUGGAAGAGGGGUUAUGAAGUGGGCUAAUGGUGAUAUUUUUGAUGGUUGUUGGUUAAAUGGGCUUAAACAAGGAUCUGGAGUAUAUAGAUUUGCUGAUGGGGGGCUUUAUAUUGGGACAUGGAGCAAGGGCCUAAAAGAUGGAAAAGGAACAUUCUAUCCUGCUGGUAGUAAACAACCAUCGCUGAAGAAGUUGUGCUCUCUUAACAGUGAUGAUAUUGGUUUGUUAUUGAAUACAGAAAAACAUACUCCUCCAAAACAAAAAUUUACACGUAGUUUUUCUGAAAAUAUUUAUGUCAGUGGUAGAUCAAAAAGUUCUGGUCAAAUAUCUCACAGGACUUUAUCAUUAGAUGCAAAUUGCAGCCUUCAAAAUCCUGCUGGAGAUUGCAUAUGUCGUGACGCUUCACCCUCAUUAUCACAGACCUUGAAUGGAAGUCAAUCUGAGGCCUCAUUAUCUCCCUCUUUGGUUUAUGAAAGGGAAUAUAUGCAAGGAGUUCUAAUUAUGGAGAGAGUUAGGAAUUAUUCAGAAAUGCCACAUAAAAACAGACGGCAAAAUAAGUUUAGCGUGAAGCAGGUUAAAAAGAGUUCAUGGAUAGAUAUUUUUGGGGGCCGCCGAAGCUAUUAUUUGAAACUUAAUUUGCAGCUUGGCAUCAGGUACACUGUUGGAAAAAUUACACCAGUGCCUGCACGUGAAGUUCGGUCAUCUGACUUUGGAGAUCGAGCUAGGAUAAGGAUGUAUUUCCCCAAGGAGGGUUCACAGUUGACUCCUCCACAUUGUUCUAUAGACUUCUACUGGAAAGAUUAUUGCCCUAUGGUGUUCAGGUAG
Molecule: messenger RNA, 1251 nt
Organism: Sphenostylis stenocarpa
Lineage: Eukaryota; Viridiplantae; Streptophyta; Magnoliopsida; Fabales; Fabaceae
Source: the annotation of a GenBank genome assembly